ACGUUUUUUUAAUUGCAGGUCAGCUAGGGAUUGUUGAAGAUACGUGGAAUUGUUUUUUUGUUGUUAUUGUCUCUCCGUCGCGAGUAUUACAAAGGGUUAGAGGUACACCCACAGCACAGUGCACAAGUCAGUGAAAGGAAGACGUCAAGGUCUUGAGGUAAAGAGGUCAGGAUUGUAUUAAAAACCAGAACAACGCACUUGGCGAUCAGUGACGGAGCUGUGUCGUGUAGGAAAGCAUGGCUACUGUCCACAGGGGCGAUUCGCCUCUGUUAGGAUUGCGAGACGCCCCGAUUGAUGGAAAAACACACUCGUCCUCGUUUUUUACGAAUAAAAUUGGAGGUCUACCGUGGUGGAUAAGUCGUGUGCGGGCCAGUGGCGCAAUGGAUAACGCGUCUGACUACGGAUCAGAAGAUUCUAGGUUCGACUCCUGGCUGGCUCGUCUGUUUUUGCGUUUCAGCUUACUUUAUUUAACACGACCCUCACCCCGCAGACCGAAUGAUAGCGAUGAUUCAGUGGACGUUUUCCCUUCCUUGACAGUGCACUAUCCGCGCUGCUCUGUGUGCAGCGGAGUACUUGCUCACGUUGUGCAAGUAUACUGCCCCCUGGAGGGGUCUCCCUAUCACCGCACCAUAAAUGUAUUCGCUUGCCCGAGUCCAGCGUGCUAUGGAAACUCACUCAGCUGGAAAGUGUAUUGUUGGAAUGGGCAGCCCGUGUUCAUUACCUGCCCUCCCUCCCACAUGCAGAAGACGGUCCCCCCCUGCGCUCACUGUGGGAGCCCCAGAAUCUUCGAGUUUCAGCUCAUGCCCCCGCUGGUCAGCAUGCUCCGCGGCGCCAAUGAAGACGACUGGACGGUGGAGUUUGGGAUUGUGCUCAUUUACACCUGCAGAGACAGCUGCUGGCCAUCCAGAAACCAGACACCAGUGGAGGAGUUCCCUUUUGUACAGGCAGACCCCGAUCAGAAAUUGUUCAGAUAGAAGUGUCAAUAAAAAGAAAUGAAAGUCCAAAA
Molecule: messenger RNA, 1006 nt
Organism: Lepisosteus oculatus (spotted gar)
Lineage: Eukaryota; Metazoa; Chordata; Actinopteri; Semionotiformes; Lepisosteidae
Source: RefSeq, a predicted model, not a curated record